AUGAGCUCGCCGCAGAAGAAGACCGCCGCCGCAACAGAGGGUAACCUCUCUGUUGCUCAGUACCAUGAGCGCCAGCAGGCAAAGCGCGACGCGCUCGCUGCAAAGGCCGCGUCGGGGACAACUCAGUCGGAGAUUGUCCUCGAAGGUUCCUCUGUAGUCAACGACGCCGUUGACUACGAAGACGACGACGUGGAGAUGGUAGAGAGUGAGGCCUCUUCUAGCAAGCGCAAGGAGUCUAUCGACAGCGAUAGUCUCGACCCGCAUGCCGGGUCGAGACGCCUUCGUGAAGGAGACGACUCGGACGCUUCGAGCUCGAAGCGUUCGCGCGGCGAGAGCGACACUCCGCUCUCUGCUGCUGGGGCUUUAAGCUCCCCGCGUGAGGUGGCCCCUUCAAGCUCUCCGCGCGCUGCUCAGUCAGCGCGCGAUCCGUGGAUGCCGUCUGCGUCAGAGAUCGCAGACCGUGUGGGCAACACCGUGCCUCCAAAUGAGCAGCACUUUGAUCCGUUAACGAAUCAAAGGCGCGAUUACUAUAUCGAACUCUUUCACGCGCUCCGAUACUUCUCCAGCAAGAAGACCUCUUCUCGCAGCAAAGUGCCUGAGUGGCAGGCACUUUGUCAAAGUUGGAAUGCUUUUGUUGAGAACUUCAACAAGAAGCCGGUUGCUUACCGUGAGCGGGUUAAGCAUGCCCGUGAGCGCUUCGAGACAUUCUCGACGCGCGGGAGGCUGGAGCAGCUCCCCAGAUCCUCUGUGGACGCUGGUAUUCCAUGCGCUGUGCCUGAAGGCCAUCAGUGCACGUUGUGUCUUCCGGGUGCGGCGCGCUUCAGCGACCGCGACCUAAACGGGUACACGACGAUUCGUGUACCUGCGAGUCUCAAGGAUCUCCGUGCCAAGUUCUUGGCACGUGAGAAACGCGACGAUCGUGGGGCCUCGCGCGCUGUAGGUGACCACAGCGCUCGCACUACCUUCGCGUCGGCAAUGCGUGGUGAGCUUCGUACUCCCUCACCAUUUCCGGAACGUCCUGCAACAGGACGUCCCGUGGCUCCCAUGUAUCUGGUGGGGCGGAAACCCUCUCCAACGAAUACGAUAACGAACCGGCUGCCGGCGGCGGUGGUGGGAACACGCCCCGGGUAUUGUCAACCUGGGGUUGACCUUGGCCCGACGCUCGAGGAGCGGGUCGCUGCUGUGGAGCAGCUUCAGAGCCGUGAGUUUGCCGCUCUGAAGCAGGAGAUGGCGACCCUGAGAGCUCAAGUUGCUUAG
Messenger RNA from Phytophthora sojae, 1257 nucleotides. RefSeq lists its product as hypothetical. Lineage: Eukaryota; Oomycota; Peronosporomycetes; Peronosporales; Peronosporaceae. The transcript is spliced from 3 exons. The record is from RefSeq and is a predicted model, not a curated record. Bases 1 to 1257 code for a protein of 418 amino acids.